GGAAGAGGCGGGUCUUAUCAGGUGAUGUCAUCAGGCGCCGCAGGCAAGCCGCGGUUUCGAGUUUGGUGUGAGCUAGGAGCGCGGGACCAUGGCCGCAGCCGAUGUAGCUUUGGCGUCAUUGGUGACUGGUCUGUACGACGUGCAGGCUUUCAAAUUUGGGAGCUUCGUGCUGAAGAGUGGGCUCUCUUCCCCCGUGUACAUCGAUCUGCGGGGCAUCGUGUCUCGACCGCGUCUUCUGAGUCAGGUUGCUGAAAUUUUAUUCCAAACUGCCCAAAAUGCAGGGAUCAAUUUUGAUACUGUGUGUGGAGUACCUUACACAGCUUUACCAUUGGCUACAGUUAUCUGUUCAACCAACCAAAUUCCAAUGCUUAUUAGAAGGAAAGAAGCAAAGGAUUAUGGUACCAAGCGUCUUAUAGAAGGGGCUGUUAAUCCAGGAGAAACCUGUUUGAUCAUUGAAGAUGUUGUUACCAGUGGAUCUAGUAUCUUGGAAACUGUUGAGGUUCUUCAGAAGGAGGGCUUGAAGGUCACUGAUGCCAUAGUGGUGCUGGACAGAGAGCAAGGAGGCAGGGACAAGUUGCAGGCACACGGGAUUCGUCUCCACUCAGUGUGUACAUUGUCCAACAUGCUGGAGAUCCUUGAGCAACAGAAGAAAAUUGAUGCUGAGAUGGUUGAGAGAGUAAAGAGAUUUAUUCAGGAGAAUGUUUUUGUGGUAGCUAAUCAUAAUGGUUCCCUCCCUUCUGCAAAGAAAGCACCCAAAGAACUAAGCUUUGGUACACGUGCAGAGCUGCCUGGGAUCCACCCAGUUGCUUCGAAGCUCCUCAGGCUCAUGCAAAAGAAGGAGACCAAUCUGUGUCUGUCUGCUGAUAUUUCAGAGUCCCGAGAGCUGUUGCAGCUAGCAGAUGCUUUAGGACCGAGCAUCUGCAUGCUCAAGACUCACGUAGAUAUUUUGAAUGAUUUUACUCCCGAUGUGAUGAAGGAGUUAACUACUCUGGCGAAACGCCACGAGUUCUUAAUAUUUGAAGACCGGAAGUUUGCAGAUAUAGGAAACACAGUAAAAAAGCAGUAUGCAGGUGGUGUCUUUAAAAUAGCUUCCUGGGCAGAUAUAGUAAAUGCUCAUGUGGUGCCAGGCUCGGGAGUUGUGAAAGGCCUGCGAGAAGUCGGCCUGCCCCUGCACCGGGCCUGCUUGCUCAUUGCAGAAAUGAGUUCUGCUGGCUCCUUGGCCACUGGGAGCUACACUGAGGCAGCAGUGAGAAUGGCUGAGGAGCAUUCUGAAUUUGUGGUUGGUUUUAUUUCUGGCUCCCGAGUAAGCAUGAAACCAGAAUUUCUCCACUUGACUCCAGGAGUUCAAUUAGAAGCAGGAGGUGAUAAUCUGGGCCAGCAGUACAACAGCCCACAGGAAGUCAUCGGCAAACGAGGUUCUGAUAUCAUCAUCGUGGGUCGGGGCAUUUUAAUGUCAGCUAAUCGUCUGGAAGCAGCCGAGAAGUACAGAAAAGCUGCCUGGGAAGCUUAUUUGAGUAGACUUGCUGUUUGAGUGUCUCAGAUACAUUUUUAUGAAGGCCUUGAAGAUACACAGUCUCCCGAGAUGCCACUGCCUUGAAAUAAUAAGCUGCCUAUAAUACUGCUUGGAUUCUUCCAUGGGUCCUGGAUUGGCUUCUGGACUUAACCCUGGUCUACAGGAAAUAUUCAGUGAUGUGUGAUCACUCUAAUCCAUUCUUUUUCAAACUUUCUUUUGUUGAGAUUGAUAUUGAUUAGGCAAUCACAGUCCUGUCUGUGUUAGAAUCUUCCAUAUUUGAAGAUCCCCUAUCUCUAGAUCAGACUUUUGGAUUCUUUUAAUUGCCAUGAGACAGACAUUUUAGGCUAUCAAGAGGCUAAAGCCAGUAGAGCAUUUCAUGAGUCCUUUAUUCUCUCUAAUGUGGUGCUCUAAUAAUUCUUAAAUGCUAGCUUUUCCCCUCCUCUUCUGCUUCAAAGUUAUAGUCCAGGAUGUAGAUGCUCCUAGCACUGCCGUUGCUCACUCACCCGAGGGAGCUGGGUGGGGAUGCAGGUCAUGUAAGUGAGCCCCUGAGCCCCUGAAGCCAGUAUCUGGCUUCCAUUUCAUAACUCAUUUCUUCCCCGAGGCAACAGUGUAGACCUGUGCUAACCCCAGUCACUGCUUCCUUUCGCCUAAUUUCCAUUACAAAUGGACCAAACUGUUCCUUCAUUUAUUUAAAAGGACAGCAAUGUCAGUUCUAAAGUUUCAUUCAGAGGUUUGCUCGAGGAUCCUACAACAUUAACAGUGAUGUCAGCCUUCACAUUUAGAAAUGAAGACAAAGGAGAGGCUGGGCACGCAGGAAGCCCUCUCACUCUGGGCCCAAGUGCACUUUCUCCUAGAAAUUCCUCAGAGUUUCUGGGUGAUCCCUGGUCUCCAGUAUUGAUGUCGAUUUUUCCCAUUUUUAUAUUUCUUUGGUCUGUUCAGGAAGCAUCAAGAGGGGAGUGAAGGGUGUGGGCUCAGAUGAUCAUUUUGAAAUGGCCCCACUGAACAUCCAAGGCCCUGGGGAUCUUGAGCGGGGCCACGUGGCAGGUGCAUUUGAAAGCUCUCAGUUCCCAUUCCACCAGCACCUCCUAGUCUGCUUUUCCUUCUGCUUGUGCUCAUGACGACAUAUAGUGGCAGGAGCAAUUGCCAUUUCCUCCAGAUGACAGCUGUUCCCAUCCCUGACUGCCCCACUCUUCAGCACUCAGAGGGAAGCUGUUAUUUAACUCAGGUGCUUAUGUUGGAGGCUCCACUUAAUAGCUUCUGCUCUAAAAUCCAGCUGAGCUUUGGGUGCCAGUGCUGCUUCUCCAGAGAAGUUCCCUCUGGGAAAGGCAAGUUGUCACGGAAGGAAGGAAGUGGAAGAGGUGUGGCCUUGGGGCUACUCAGGAGGAGUGGAAAGUUAGGGAGGGAGUGGCAGAAGUUUUUCUAAUAAAAACUUAUAGAAACCUCUUGGUUAUCCUCAAAGUCUUGGUGACCUCAUGGCUGAGAGACCUUUCCAGUCGUGUGCUGAGGUCUCAAGUGCCCCCUUCAUGAACAUCACUCAUGCUGAUGUGGACUGAUUAUCAGUCUCUGGGUGCAGGUGGCAGCAGCCUGAGGGCACUCAACUUCCAUUCCCCCACCUCUUCUAAUGGAGUGGCUGCCCAGUCCAUGUAGGCGAGGUCCACGGACUCUGCCAGGCUCUCCAGAGAAGAAGACAGAUACAGGAGAUCAUUUCCUUCGAGGUAGGUGGGUACAAGGAACAGCAAGGAGGCUAGAUCUAGGGUGUGUGUGUGCGCGUGUGUAUGUGUGUCUGUGUACACACAUUGGGGCCAACUGAAUGUUCCUGGCUGGGGAGGAGCUGGGGUUGCUGACAGCCCAUCCUUGUCAGUGCAGUGCUGGUCUGUAAAUACAGUCUGGGCCUCCAACCCUGGGUUUGUGACUACAUGUGGCUCAAGGUAGCCAGGGCUAGGCCAAAAAGAGCACUUGAGGAAGCCCAGUAACCAGGCAAGGAAAGUAAAGAAAACCCCACCUGUAACAGGUGUUGGGUCCAGGAGAGCCAGGAUUUUAACUUGUGUUCAGUGCAGUAUCUCUACCUGGAAUGGGCUCAGCAAAUGUUUCUUAAUGAAUAGGAGCCCAGGUGCCUUGAGUGAGCUAAAGACAGUACUACUUCUGAAUAACAAGUACAAAAUGACACAACUUGUGUGUAUUAGGGUUGGGAGGAACUAGAAUAAAAAUUUGAGUUUUAAGUUUGACAGAAGAAAAUAUAAGGAUGGUGUGAUAGUGUUGAGAACUAGAUUUCUGGAAGAGCAAGUUGAAGAAAUCAAAAUUCAAAACAAAGGGACAAAUAAUGAGGGAAUAGAUGAGAGGCUCAGAGGGCAGAUCCAUGAAUAUAAGGAGAAGACAAUGAGGAAAUAAUUACAGAAAUAAUCAAAAAUUUCCAGUUUGAAAAAAUGCUUGUCUCCAGAUGAAAAGGGCCCACAGGUGUUAGGAACAGGUAUAUCCUGUCAAUUACAACAUCAGGGAAAUUUUAUAAGCAUCUAGAGGAAUAAAUUACUUGCGAAGUAGAA
Sus scrofa (pig) is the source of this 4053-nucleotide messenger RNA. RefSeq names its product uridine monophosphate synthetase (gene UMPS). Lineage: Eukaryota; Metazoa; Chordata; Mammalia; Artiodactyla; Suidae. Gene Ontology annotation, molecular function: orotate phosphoribosyltransferase activity; orotidine-5'-phosphate decarboxylase activity. The record is from RefSeq and is a predicted model, not a curated record. Gene Ontology annotation, biological process: 'de novo' UMP biosynthetic process; 'de novo' pyrimidine nucleobase biosynthetic process.